UAAGUAAAUAAACGAAAAACCCAAGUGCAGAGAAAAUGUCGCCGUUCAUGAAGAAAGUGUUGUUGCUGUUAGGCGUGCUCUGCUGCAUACAAGUGUCCACUGCCCUGAUGUGCUACGACUGCAACAGCGAAUUCGAUCCUCGCUGCGGCGAUCCCUUCGAGCCGUACUCCAUUGGAGAGGUCAACUGCAGCAAACAGGAGCCCCUGGAGCAUCUCAAGGACAGGUACAAGCCCACCUUGUGCCGCAAAACUGUGCAGAAGAUCUAUGGCAAGACCCGCAUUGUGCGCGGCUGCGGCUACAUUCACGACGAGCGCACCGAUGUGGAGUGCGUGCGGCGUUCGGGCACCCACGAUGUGGCCGCCAUCUACUGCUCCUGCACCAAGGACCUGUGCAACGGCGGCAACUCGCUGACAGCCCCGUGGAUGAUACUGCCUCUCGCCCUGGCCGCCGGCUGCGCGCUCCUGCUGAGCUCCGGGCACACAAUAAAAGUCCAGAGCUCAUAAAUUUAGCUGGGAUUUAGCGCUUUCACACCUCCAAUUGUAUCCACUUAUUUUUGCCUUACUUUCGAUGGUUUUUCUUGGCCUGGUGCAGGUCCGGACUUGAUGCUCAUUUAGUUGCGUAAUUUAAUUUAAUUUAAUGUGUUAAAUGUAAAAGAACUAACAAUAAAUUGAAAAUUAUCUUAUGGUCACGCAUUAUAAACAGCAAAAGAGCAUAACCGAACAAAAAAAAAACAGCAGUUAUUGGGGGCAGUAAUACAAAUAAAUCCACAUUUUCCCAUAGCAUUAUGUUCGAAAUUAAAAAAAAAA
Drosophila miranda is the source of this 806-nucleotide messenger RNA. RefSeq lists its product as uncharacterized. NCBI's taxonomy places the organism in Eukaryota, Metazoa, Arthropoda, Insecta, Diptera, Drosophilidae. The record is from RefSeq and is a predicted model, not a curated record. Gene Ontology annotation, biological process: positive regulation of voltage-gated potassium channel activity; regulation of synaptic transmission, cholinergic; sleep. The coding region runs from base 36 to 503 and encodes 155 amino acids. The transcript has 3 exons.